This is a messenger RNA of Neltuma alba, 840 nucleotides long. RefSeq lists its product as uncharacterized. Bases 86 to 586 code for a protein of 166 amino acids. The record is from RefSeq and is a predicted model, not a curated record. The transcript has a single exon. NCBI's taxonomy places the organism in Eukaryota, Viridiplantae, Streptophyta, Magnoliopsida, Fabales, Fabaceae.
UCAUCACCACCAUUUGCUUUCUCUGACCAGGCCAAUACCACAAACCCACUUUAGUCUCUUUCUAUUUUGCCUCUUUCUGAGAAAUAUGGGCAAUGCAGCUUCCUGUACACCUUCCUUGAUGACAUCAAAUGGGGGAAUCAAGGUUUUAUCCUUAGAUGGGAGGCUAGAGUCCUACACAAGAGCGGUGAAGGCUGCAGAAUUAAUGCUUGAGAAUCCUGGGCAGUUUGUCUGUGACUCUAGUUUCCUCAAAGUAGGCCAUAGGAUUCAUGGGCUUCUGGCUGAUGAAGAGCUUGAGAGGAAAAAGUUCUACUUUCUUCUUCCCAUGGAGCUUCUUUACUCUGUUCUCACACAUGAGGAGAUAAGCUCUAUGAAUUAUAAAGCUUCUAGGGCUCUCAAGCAUGGAGGGUUUAACAAUCUGGGCAAGAUUUUUCCUGUCUGUAUGUUUCCUUCUGAAGCAGAGAGAUUGGAAGGUCAUGACGAUGAUGAUUAUAAGGUGGUUUGCGAGGGAGAGAAGGCUGAGAAAAGAAGCUUUUCAAAGCAGGGAUCCUGGAGACCUGCUUUGGAGACCAUUGAUGAAAUUCCCUGAGGGGGUUUUAAUGCACAUUAAGUUUUUAGGUUUUGGUAUUACUUGAACUUGGAAGUAGAUAUUCUUGAUACAUAUAUUGUAAGUUUAUAUUAGAUUUGUAUACAUAUAAUACUUUUUUUCUGCAACCUCCAUAGAUUUGGAGUUUUUCAUUCAGGAAAGUUGCAACGUUGGAUCUGCACAUUUCUGGGAAAUCCCUCUGGAUCUCAAUAUUUGUUGCAUUUUCUUCUCUACAUACACUCCCAUUCUUACUGUAU